ACGUUAAAAUUUUUGGAAAAUAUUUAAAAUUCGCUUAAAAUUUGCAAUAAUCUAGUCAUUGAAAUGAUACAUUUCAUAUUUAGCGGGUGUGCUUGUCACACGGUGAUUACAGCUGGCAAAACAUAAACACGUCUGAUGACGUUUAGCAGUUUUGCGGUGAUUUGCAUACUUUUAACGAUAGUUUAAAGAGUUUCUCAAAUUUUUAAGACUAGGCUUUGUUUAGUAUAGAAAUGUCGUCCUUUAUAAGCGACUUAUUGCUCGCUACUGAAAGCUGUAAAGAAGAAGAUCGGAAAGAUAAAAUAAACGUUAUCAAAAAAGAAAUAAGUAAGUUAAAAGAUGUCAUCAACGAAUUCACAACAGCUAAAAAUGACGAAUUGGAAAUGUUUAUCGUACCCAAUGAAAAACUGGUCGAGGAGUGCGAUGAACUCAUAUCCAAUAUGCAAUAUUUGCGGGGUUAUAUUAAAAAUACGGUAAAUGUAAACCUGACUUUAUCUGUUGAUGAGCUACAUAAAUUUUCAAUGGAAUUGAAAGAAACUAAUUUUGGUCUUAGCUUGGUUAAUCAUCUUCAAGAAAUUGUUAAGUGUUUCAAGUUCAUAGAAAACUAUCAAUCUGUCAAAGAAAAGCCUUACACUACAGCAGCUUUGACAUUAAACGAGCUGGCAACUCUUGUCAUUGAGAGAAAUCACAAUAUCAAAUUGUUGAAUGUAUACGACUCUAUAAAAGAAGAAUAUGGCAGAUUAUAUGAACAAGUCACUCAAGAUUUAAAUUUCUUCUGGAAACAAAAUAUUUUUUGGAGCGAUGCAGAAGUUGAAUUACAAAGUGGAAAGUCAUUCAGUCUAUCUAUUAAAUGUAGUAAAGAUGAGUUAGCCGAUGUGACGCAGGCUUUGGAUUAUUUGCAUAAAUUGUCUAGAUGCAUGGAAUCAUUGACUGCAAAAUUAAAUCUUCUCAUAAUAAACCCAAUAAUAAACUCAUCUUGCCAGAUAAAUGUAACUGAUUCCACCUUAAGGUUAGAAAUAUUGGAUAAAAAACAAGUACCUGCAUUUGAAGGCGUAUUUGAAAAUUUAAAGACAUUUUUGGAAUUUUUACACGAUCAUUUUGAUGUUCCUCUGGAUAAUGAUGAGAGUGUUUUUAUAAAACUAUCUAAUUUAUUGUUAGAAAAUUUUUCCACAGUGCUAAUUGAAGACUGCAUUUCUAAAAUAAUUCCUACAUCAACAACAGAAUUAGAAAAAUUUGAAUUUUUUGUAAGGAAGAUUGAGGAGUUUCAAACAUUUUUAUUACAAAUCAAAUUCAUCGGUGAAGAUCAUAUGUUUUUAUCGAAAUAUACUAUGGACACUGAUAAGUUAUACAUUGACAAAAAGUGUGAAAAAUUACUUGAAUCUGCUCGUAGUAUUAUGAAAAAAGAUCUACAUGAUACAUUUUUACACAAGCCUCACAUUCCUUCAAUCCCUGAUGCAAGGGAAUAUCAAGAAAGUUCUGAUAUCAAAAAGACAAAUCUCAGUAAAAAUACUUUUCAAUUUCCUGAAUGUCAAAUAAGUAAAAGUGCUCAAGAAAUAGUUGAUUUAUUGCAUGAAAUUUUAGAAGAUGCAUGUCAGUGUUUGGAUAAGUAUGUAUACAGGCUUUUCUAUACAAGCCGGAACGUAAUUGAAAUGUAUGCAGCUUUAGUUCCAGAAAUUCACAAAUCAUUUUUAGAGACAAUCCCACAGCAAGUCGCUUUAUUUCAUAACAAUUGUAUUUAUCUUUCUCAUCAUUUACUACUACUGUCCAGUAAGUAUAAAUACAGGAUUCCUUUGCAAUCGCAAAAUUUUAAUUUUGUCUACACUGACCAAAGUGUACUUCUUAGACAAGUUGGAACAGAAUAUUUUCUCAAUCACAUGAAAUAUCAAAGAGAUAUUAUUUUUGGUAUUAUUCGUGAAUCAGGUUUAUCAUCAAUUGGUCAAAUGCCUGAACUACCAGUCACUACAGAAAAAGCUAUAAGACAAUGUAUAAGACAAUUAGAGCUUUUGAAAACAGUUUGGAUUGAAAUACUACCUGUUAAAGUAUACUGUAGAACUCUUGGCUGCAUUGUUAAUGACGUGGUAGAAGACUUGUGUAUGAAAGUUUGCAGUGUUGAAGAUAUAUCAGCUAAUGUAGCAUCAGAAUUAGCGAUACUUUUUGAUGUGAUUAUAAAAAGAGUACCACAAGUAUUUCCAGAUCCAAUAUUGAUACAGCAACAUGUUCAGAAGUGGAGAAAAUUGAAGGAACUGAUAAUUGUACUUGGUGCUUCUCUGAAAGAAAUUGAAGAUCGUUGGGCUGAUGGUAAGGGUCCUCUUGCCAAUGAGUUCAAUGCCCAAAGUGUAAAGCAACUAAUUAGGGCACUUUUCCAAAAUACAGAUAGGAGAUCAAACUUACUAUCUAAGAUAAAAGAAAAAUAGUAAUAUGUUGAUUAAGACCAUAUUUUGAUAUGAUGUUGAAUACUUACAU
Molecule: messenger RNA, 2460 nt
Organism: Trichogramma pretiosum
Lineage: Eukaryota; Metazoa; Arthropoda; Insecta; Hymenoptera; Trichogrammatidae
Gene: Zw10
Product: centromere/kinetochore protein zw10 homolog
Exons: 7
Coding region: 231-2411 (726 amino acids)
Biological process (GO): mitotic spindle assembly checkpoint signaling; mitotic cell cycle; endoplasmic reticulum to Golgi vesicle-mediated transport
Cellular component (GO): chromosome, centromeric region; nucleus; RZZ complex
Source: RefSeq, a predicted model, not a curated record